CCUGCAGGACGCGCUCUUGGGGCAAAGGAUGACGGUGUCUCCGGCGAUCGGGUGCCUAGAAAAUCAUAGUGCUUGGCCUCGACGCUGGCGGAGACAGUAGCAGCGCCUUCUACCGCAACCACUACUGCUUCAUGCAAGGGGAUGGGGUGGCAGUGGCGAGGUGCCCCUGGAGUGGUUGCGGCCACUGAAGCGUACUGCGCGCGUCGCUUAGGUAACAUGAGGACUCUCACCAGAUGGGGCGUUCUAUUUGCAGUAUAUGACGUAAAACGUCAGAUACGGGAAGUUCUGGGUGCUCCGCCAGACUCCGCCAGGGGGCUCCUAGCCCACUGGCCAGGGCAGGGACCAUCACAGAGUACUGGUGGCACAGGGUGGCCGGUUUUGGCUCACUACGGGGGCCCUGUUAAAUGGUGCCUCCUACUUCCACUGGGCGCGGCGGGGAUACGCCUGCCGCCGGCUGUGGCCCUAGCGCUCUCGCUGCGGCUUAGGGAGACGCUGGUCCGCAGUCGGCUAUGGCACACUAGCCGGUGCAACAGGCUGGGGCUGAGACUCUGAGGCUUAGGGGGCCUACCUCAACACUGUUGGUGGCUCGCUCUAUCGCUACACAUACUCGUUAAUGCUAUAUUUCUAUGAUACACGACAACCGUUAA
Molecule: messenger RNA, 647 nt
Organism: Suhomyces tanzawaensis NRRL Y-17324
Lineage: Eukaryota; Fungi; Ascomycota; Pichiomycetes; Serinales; Debaryomycetaceae
Exons: 1
Coding region: 142-552 (136 amino acids)
Source: RefSeq, a predicted model, not a curated record